Saprolegnia diclina VS20 is the source of this 687-nucleotide messenger RNA. RefSeq lists its product as hypothetical. The record is from RefSeq and is a predicted model, not a curated record. Lineage: Eukaryota; Oomycota; Saprolegniomycetes; Saprolegniales; Saprolegniaceae. The transcript is spliced from 4 exons. Bases 1 to 687 code for a protein of 228 amino acids.
AUGGCGUCGAGCAGGGCGGUCGGACCGACGCCUCCGAGCCGAGGGACCACCCUCCUCGCGGCUGCCGGUCGCCCACCCACGCUUUCCAAGUCGGCACUCUCGUCUAUCAUACGUCUUGCUGCUGUACCCCAAGUCAACGACCGGUGGUGGGCCGGCUUCCACGGGACGGGCCACGAGGCUUUUCUCAUCGACCUCCUCAACACCGUCCUCGCCACAACAACGACGACGACCGCCUUUACACUGCUUCCGACGUACGCCCGCUGCGCCGUCUUGACCGACGCCUGCUACGUCGACUUUGCCGCGACGUUUGAAGUCGCCCAUACGCUGUCACGACAAGCACGCUGCAAGCAAAUCGCGUCCUUGGCUAGUGUGCGCAUGAGCACGUCACUUCCAGAGAAGAUCCGCUACUGGGAGCGCCAUUUUCAGUUGCAGUGGCAACCCGGCACCUCGGAAAUCAUGUUGGUUCAAAACGCGCUUGGCAUGCAGCAGCUCGUGACGGUCAAGAACCUGGCGCAAAAGAGCGGUCCGUGGACAUCGCUCGACUUGCGUUGGAUGCCGCUCAACGACCUCGCGAACGGCCACGAGCUGAACCGACGUAUGUCGUCAGUGAGAUGCUUCUCACUGCAACACAAGGGGGCCCGCGAUGGCUGGACGCGGCUGCUCGUAGCUCGUGCUGUUGUGCAUUGA